Molecule: messenger RNA, 903 nt
Organism: Aplysia californica (California sea hare)
Lineage: Eukaryota; Metazoa; Mollusca; Gastropoda; Aplysiida; Aplysiidae
Source: RefSeq, a predicted model, not a curated record
GAAAUUCAUCAUCCAGUCUUCCGCUCAGAGAGGCCCAUCUAGGAGCAGAAGCAAUACUCUACAACGGUUCAAGCGUCAGUUUUUUUCGUCUACUACUACUAGAUCUACUACUGCAGUGAAAAUGAAGAUUUUGGUCGCCUUCUCCUGUCUUCUGGCUGCAGCGUGCGCCUACUAUUCCGGCAGCAGCUUUGGCCGAGGCCCCUGGAGUGGUCCCUUGGUGGUGUCUCGGCGUAACGCUGAGGCCCCGGGGGUCGCAUCCCUGGUCGCUGACGUCAAUGCCAUGCUAGAGAAGGCCAAGAAAGGAAUCAAAGCGGACGACCUCGAGAAAGGGGCCGAGAACAUCGGAGAAGCAGCCGAGGCCAUCAAGGAGGCAGAAGGCGGUGAAGAGAAUACUGAAGAUGUAAAGAAACUCAUUGAUGACGUGGCUAACACGUUCAAUGGAGCAACAGCUGUCUCAGCGUUAUUUGACGGACCUUUGGACUUCGAGAGCAGCAAGUUGGACUCCGCCUUGAACCUGCUGAAUGGUCUUUCACAAGAGGCACAGGAACUUUCGGCUGCUGGAAAGCCCUUGACCGACGUGAUGUCAGCAAUCGAAAUGACGGCUGGGGCAAUUGAGGACAUUACAGAGGAUGCUGGUACAUGGAAGGCUGGCCUCAGCUACGGUAACGGGGGCCUCCAAGGAGGCGUCAGUUAUAGCUGGAAUGGCAAACGCUGAGCCGUUCACCUCAUUCUGGCGAGAGAGCAGGACCCACAACUAGGUCGCCGAGAGGACCCAACUUUCUUACCUCCCCUCCAUCAUGACUAGAUUCUAGAUCUGUUUAUUUUCUCCUCACCAGCGAGGGGAAAUAUUCUAGUACAUCCUUUUUUUUCAAACUUUUCUGUCCGUUCCUUGCCCCCCCCCCC